AAAUAGCCUGAAAAGUGAGGUCUAUGAGAGUUUUACUUUGAAAAUUGUGACCGGAAGUGUUGGUCCGACGCUAUCGGAGCUACCAAACAUCAGCAAACAAGAAGUCAUCGUUGAUUCCAACAUGAAGAUGACGCAGAAGACGCUUAAAAGAUCUUAAAACAGAAGCUCACAGGCCAGGUAUGGGGGCAGUUCACAGCAGGUGUGAUGGUGGCUCUAUGGGGCCGGGAUCGCAGCACAGUAGGUACGGCCAAGACGAUGACAGCCAGCGUAUAAUUGAGAAGGAGGACAUCAAUAAGCAGAGCUGUAGCAGGAGACGCAGCUCAGGAGAGACAGUGCACUGUCCCACCUGCCAGGGUACAGGACGCAUACCCAGAGGUCAGGAGAGCAAGCUGGUGGCCGUCAUCCCCUGUAAUGACCAGAGGCUGAGUCCCAGACACACGAAGCUGUACGUUGCUACGUCGGUUGGUCUGUGCCUCCUGGUCAGCUCCCUGGUGGUGUUCUUCCUGUUCCCACGCUCUGUCCUUCUUUCUCUAGUAGCCAUCGAGUCAUCAUUUGUUUACUUCACUGAAGACGAUGUCCAAAUUAACAUCACGAAUGUCCUGAACAUCACCAACCACAACUUUGCAGCGGUGCAGGCAUACAAUCUGACUGUGCAGGCCCUGAACUUUGACACGGUGGUGGGAACAGUUUCCAUUAAGAAUGUCACCUCUGUCCAACCACUAUCCAUAAAAAUGUACUCCUUUGUGAUCCCCAUCAGGCUGACAGACCCUGACAUGAGUAACUACUGUAGGAGGGUUUCCCUGCCCGUCCACAUUCUGUAUCUGCACCUGCAGAUGUCUAUGACGGUGUACUACCUGGCCCACUAUGAGCAGCUCUCGCUUGAGACAUACGAGUACAUCGACUGUGGAACAAACAGCACCAUACCACACAGUGUGCAACCACCACCCUCCUGAUGGAUGUAUGGUGGGUGACUGGACUAAUAGAGGAAUCCGACAAAUAAAUACUGUGGACAUACUGUUUGUGAGGUUGAGUAAUUGGGCUUGUAAUGUUUUUUUCCCAUGAACUUUAUAAUAUAUAUUGUAAUACCAGGAGGGAUGGAUAAAGGCCUGCAAAGGAAAGAUGAAUCUGAGUGACUAAAUGAAGAAUGGACUCUUUCUACCCCACCUUAUAUAUGAGAGCAUGGAAGAAUGAUGAUGAUGAUGAUGAUGAUGAUAAUAAUAAUAAUACAGUUCUUGUGGUGGUUAAACCAGGAUUGAAACAUUUCAGCAGGCAAUGAGGCAAAUAAAAUCAGACAGUUUAAACAAUACAACAAUAAUAGAAGACAAAACAUAAACAAUAAAACAGGUAAGACUUGUUGUAAAGAAGAGUGUGAUCGCAUUAAAGAAAAGCUUUUUUAAAAAGAUGCCAAAGUUACAACAGUGUGGAUGCAAUGACAAUAUGAAGGUUGGAGCAGAAAUGCCACCUGAGGUUCUGAAUCUACUGUACUGUGAUUUCUGUGCAGAGCUGUUAUUGAAAGUUAACAAUCACGUGACAGUUGUGGUACAGAAGAUGUGUUUUAAUAAAGUAUUGUCAAAGUGAAAAUUGCACUA
Molecule: messenger RNA, 1589 nt
Organism: Micropterus salmoides (largemouth bass)
Lineage: Eukaryota; Metazoa; Chordata; Actinopteri; Centrarchiformes; Centrarchidae
Product: transmembrane protein 106B-like
Exons: 8
Coding region: 180-953 (257 amino acids)
Source: RefSeq, a predicted model, not a curated record